AUGAGAGAUUCAGCUGGGUUCAAGGAAGAAAACACCCCACAGAUGGCGCUGGUCUCCAUCCGGACAACAGAAGAGAAACAGGUUGCAUGGGAACACGUGACCUUCACAUCGCGAAUCAAUAGCGAAUUAACAACCGAGGCACUGUGUGAUAACUUUGUUACCAGCUUCAUCGGACUGCUCGCAAAUAGGGCCUGUGAAUCAUCGGGAAAUAUACUCAUUUGCAAAUCAAUUUGGUUUUCGCGAGAGACUCAACUGAAUCUCUCAUUUAUGAUAUUCUACAACUGA
Messenger RNA from Opisthorchis viverrini, 285 nucleotides. RefSeq lists its product as hypothetical. The record is from RefSeq and is a predicted model, not a curated record. Bases 1 to 285 code for a protein of 94 amino acids. NCBI's taxonomy places the organism in Eukaryota, Metazoa, Platyhelminthes, Trematoda, Opisthorchiida, Opisthorchiidae. The transcript has 3 exons.